Molecule: messenger RNA, 1022 nt
Organism: Tarenaya hassleriana
Lineage: Eukaryota; Viridiplantae; Streptophyta; Magnoliopsida; Brassicales; Cleomaceae
Product: haloacid dehalogenase-like hydrolase domain-containing protein Sgpp
Exons: 6
Coding region: 104-862 (252 amino acids)
Source: RefSeq, a predicted model, not a curated record
AAAAAAAAAAAAAAAAAGUACCAAUUUUAGAUGGAAAUAAAACGAGACGUGGAGGAGAAGAGAACCCGCCUCUGAGAUUCGAUCAUCUGAUCAAUUCUUCGUUAUGACGAAUUCAUCCGAUUCAAGUCUUUCUGAGAGCAAACCUUCGCUAUUGCAUCUCGCCCCGUUAGAGGCCGUUCUGUUUGACGUCGAUGGGACACUCUGUGAUUCAGAUCCAAUCCACCUUAUUGCCUUUCAGGAACUUCUCCAAGAGAUUGGUUUCAACAAUGGUGUUCCAAUCGACGAAAAAUUCUUUAUCGAAAAUAUCGCUGGAAAACACAACUCGGAAAUUGCUGCAUCUCUGUUCCCCGAUGAUCUUUCAAGGGGCUUGAAAUUCUGCGAGGAAAAGGAAGCCCUUUUUCGCAAAAUCGUGGUAGAAAAGUUAAAGCCGAUUGACGGGCUGACCAGACUGACCAAGUGGAUCGAGGAACGCGGGUUGAAACGAGCUGCAGUAACCAAUGCCCCCAAAGAAAAUGCAGAGCUAAUGAUAACAAAACUCGGUCUCAAGGAUUUCUUCCAAGCUGUAAUUGUUGGAUCCGAAUGUGAACAUCCGAAACCACACCCCGACCCUUACUUGAAGGGCCUCGAAGUUCUUAACGUGUCGAAGGAACACACUUUGGUUUUCGAGGACUCGGUUUCGGGGAUAAAGGCGGGAGUUGCAGCGGGAAUGCCCGUGAUCGGACUAACUACGGGUAAUCCAGAAGAACUCCUCAUGCAGGCGAAACCUGCAUUUCUCAUACAGAACUACGCUGAUGCAAAGCUUUGGUCUGUCUUGGAAGAACUUGACAGUAAGGGAAUGCUCUUAAACCAUCUUUCCCAUUGAGAGCUUUUUGCCAACGGGGCUAUUGAUAGGGUAAAAGGGUAAAUAUUUACACCCUCGGGACCUUUUUUAUAUUUUUCUCACUAUUUCGAUCUUUAACCGGUUUGGAUAAACCGGAUCCUUUAAGAUAGAAUAAAUUGGGGAAUGUUUCGUUUACUAUUUA